CUCUAGCACAACUGGCCGCGACAGGCGCGAGAAGUGACAGAUCGGCGCGACUUGGCGGCUUGUCGCGUGUUGGCAGCACAACUCACGCGCGAGAGCCGCGACAAACUCGCGAUCAAGUGUCACUGUCAGAAAAUGACACAGAUCGCGACUUUGAACUAAAAACCGUAGCACAACUACCUUAUUUGUAGACAAAAUGUUCUCUCGUGUUUACGUCAAACCGCGAGUCAAAGUCUACGCGACUUGAGAGCGCGAUUUGGGUGAUUGUGUCAUUUUUGUGCAAAAAAGAAUUCAGAAAUCUCUUUAAAAGGUAAGUUAAAAUAUAGUUUAUUUACGUAAAUGCUAUUUAAUUGCCUACUCCGUACAAGUACAAUAUUACAAAUAACCAUCACAACAUUUUUCAGAAUGGCUUUGUUCUUUAUUUUAUAUGAAGAGAAACGAGCCCGGCAAAUUCAGCGGGCUCGUCUGAGAGAUCUUGCCAACCCCUUCGAGCUCCCGGAACAAGAUUUCUUCCAUAACUACCGGAUGAAUAAGCCUAUGGCUUUAUACUUGUGCCGGGAGUUAGAAGGUGCGUUGGCUCCCCGGCAGCAGCAUGGGCUCCCUGUCCACAUCAAGGUGCUGGUCGCCAUUAAGUUCAUGGCAGGUGGCAGCUAUCAGCGGGAGGUCGGACAGGACCACACUUUGUGCGUGGCACAAAGGACGGCCUCCAAAUACCUAAGUCAGGUGGUGGCCGCUAUUAACAGAAGCCUUAAACCGAAAUGGAUAUCCUUCCCGGGUACCGAGGGGGAAAGACGAGACGUCGCGGCAGCUUUUGAACAAAAAUAUGGCUUGCCAGAUUUGUUGGGAACUGUCGACUGUACCCACGUUUCGAUCUUUCCUCCUCCUAGACCGCACGGCCUGCAGUUCAUCAACCGUAAGGGAAAGCAUACAAUCAACGUGCAAUUGAUCGCUGAUGUAAACUGCAGGUUGCUGCAUGUAAAUGCCCAGUAUCCGGGAAAGGUCCAUGACCAGUUUAUAUUUAACCACUCGAUGGUUAAAACUGAAAUGCGCCGGCUCUACGACUUAAGAAUCGGGUCGUAUUACCUGCUGGGAGAUUCAGGUUACGGACUGGAGCCAUGGCUUAUGACUCCAGUCCGUAACGCUGCACCAGGGUCUGCGGAGGAGCGGUACACUAAAUGGCAUUGCCGGGUCCGCAACACCAUCGAGCGGACCAACGGCUACCUGAAAGGGUCACUCCGUUGCUUGGGCCUGGACCGCUCCCUCCACUACAGCCCAGAAAAGGCGUGCCGGCUCAUAUACGCCUGUUGUACCAUCUACAACAUCAUGAAACAUUUCAGGGUGGAAAUGCGCGAAAUAAACGAGGAAGAACCUGACGACAACCACAGGCUGGAGCCUGUACCACAGGCGGCACUAUACCAGGCCGCCUUGAACAAAAGGCAGGGUAUAAUUCGACAAUAUUUUAACUAAGAAUAUUUUUUA
This is a messenger RNA of Cydia fagiglandana, 1476 nucleotides long. Its product is annotated as putative nuclease HARBI1. The record is from RefSeq and is a predicted model, not a curated record. Lineage: Eukaryota; Metazoa; Arthropoda; Insecta; Lepidoptera; Tortricidae. The coding region runs from base 337 to 1464 and encodes 375 amino acids. The transcript has 6 exons.